Blumeria graminis f. sp. triticale is the source of this 975-nucleotide messenger RNA. Lineage: Eukaryota; Fungi; Ascomycota; Leotiomycetes; Helotiales; Erysiphaceae. The record is from the annotation of a GenBank genome assembly.
AUGUUACGACGUCUUCUCAAAAAGCUUCUUCGAAGAAUUAGGAAGAAGUUUUUCAAUGUGCCGGAGCCCAACGCUGCAGCUAGCGAUCCUCCGCCGGUCAACCACUCGAACAAGCCAGAAACACAAUUCAACCCGAAUCCUCAGUGCGAUACCGACAAUCAUGAGCCCAACCAUCACCAAGGUGUUCACCACCACGAACCUAUUCUACCCUAUUGGAAACCCCAUUUUGAUCCAUCAAUACCCACUCACACAUACUUUGAACAAGAAACUGGCGCCAACGGCUGGGGCAACAACGAAGCACAAAUGUACACACAAAAUCUAGCGAAUUGUUUCUUUACUUCCGAUAACAAGCUUGUUGUGCGCGCCAUUUCCAAGCCAGACGCAGCUGAAGAUAAGUACACUUCAGCACGCCUUGUCUCGCGGCAAACUUUGGCGCGGGACCGAGGGUGUGUGACGGCUAGUUUGACCGCUCCAAGUGCACCAGGUAUUUGGCCAGCUUUCUGGAUGCUGCCGUCCAAGCCAAGUACUUGGCCUGUAGACGGAGAGGUGGAUAUCUGUGAACUAUGGAACGGAAAUGCCAUAAAUCACAGCUGCGUUCAUUGGGGCCACUACAACGAUCAGGAUAAGGAGAAGCAUCGUGUCGUCGAAACAACUAUGAACGCUCCUACAGCCUUGCACCAAUAUUCUUUUGUGUGGGAGCAGGCACCCAGUGGUGUGGGGGGUCGGAUGUUGUGGUAUAUUGAUGAGUGUCCUGUCAUGCGUGCUAGCAUCCCAGAUGGCAUUCGACCUAUGCGGGACUUUCAGAUUAUCUUGAACGUGGCUAUGGGAGGUAAUGUCUGUCAAGAUCGACUGCCAGCCGAGGGCGUGUAUGACUUGGUAGUGCAUGAUCUGAAGUUGACGGAAGAACCACAAGGGGGAUGGGCAGUAUUCAACCGAGACUGGGAAUGCACGGUUGAGGGUCAUCCCAUGACAUGA